AACUAAAUUUCAGAUCCUAGCAGCAAAUUCCGAUUUCCAGUUUGCAAGCUCAUCGACCCGGAGAAAGAAGCCUUGGCGCGCUUGUCGUCUUGUCGUCCCAAACCCUAACGGCAAAACCUGAAUUCCCUCUUCUCUCUUGUCUUGUUCGAUUCCACUCAACUUUGUCUACUCCAAUAAAAACACCAAAAUGGCCACGAAAUCAGAUCCCAAAGUCUGUGUUCUGCUGAAAGAGGGUGAGGAUGAAGACCAGGAAGCAAAGAAGCAGAAGAGAAAUGAGGCUGCUGAGGAGGAGCAAAAGAAUAAGCAGGGAGGGAUGGAUAUUGAUGAUGGUGCUUGUUCUGAAGAUAGUGAUGAAGAGGCACAAAAGGAAAAGAUGGAAGUUUUGGCUGAUGCUAGUGCUCUGCCACCUCCCAAAAAUGGCAAGAGGGAGGGUGACGAUGAGAAGCAAGCAAAUACAAAGAAGCAGAGGACAGGUGAGGUUAUUGAGGAGCAAAAGAAUAAGGAGAAAAUUAAUACACAUUAUUCUGAAAAAGAUAAGAAACCUGAAUCCAAAAAACGUGAACCUGCUACCAGUUGCAGAUCUCUUGAAUCAACAGAUGAUGGUAGCUCAGAGUCUAGUUUUGACAGAAGCUCCUAUGAGGACAAUCACGUGAACGAUUCAAAGAGUACAGAUGAUGACGAGGAAGAAAUUGAGGAAAAAGCCUCUGAAACUACUCAAGAAUGUCCUAAAACCCCAACUACUAUGAAAGGAAAAGAUGCACCAAAGACAAUAUACGUUAGAAAUUUGUCAUACAGUGUGGAACGGGCAGAUCUGGAAAGUCUUUUCAAAGAUUGUGGAGAAGUUGUUGAUGUUCAUCUCCAUACAGAUAGCGAAGGGAGGUUUAAAGCCUUUGGACAUGUCGAGUUUGCAACCCCAGCAGCAGCACAAAAAGCUCUUGAGCUGGAUAAUACAGAACUGUUAAGAUGUCCCAUUAAAGUUAGUAUAGCCAUGGGUGAAUAUGCCCCCAGUAGAAGAUUAUUCAAUAAUGGUGACAAGUUUCAGUCUCAAGCUGCACUUUUGAAGGGUUUCGAUACAUCCCUCGUGGCAGAAAAGCCUAAAACCCCAACUAUCCCAGAGAAAAAAAAUUCUGCAUCAAAGACUAUAUAUGUUAGUAACUUGUCAUACGAUGUGGAACAUGCUGAUAUGGAAUAUCUUUUCAAAGAUUGUGGAGAAAUUGUUGAUAUUCGUCUCCAUAAAGACCGCAACGGCAGGUUUAGAGGAUUUGGUCACGUUGAGUUUGCAACCUCUGAAGCAGCACAAAACGCUCUUGAGUUGGAUUAUAGAGAAAUGUGCAGACGUCGCAUUAAAGUCGGUUUAGCUCUGGAAAAGGGUGAAUAUGCUUGCAAUAAGAGGUUCUCCCUCCCACCGGUAAUUCAGACCAGAUUUAUCUGCUCCGGAAGUGGUGUUCACAUCAUUCUCCGCAGCAGAGAAUCACCCCAGCUUCUUCCUCGACAGCGGUGGCAGACCAGUGAACGACGCCGUACUAGUGACGGCGCUGGACUGGCUGUGGCAGAGAACAUUGCAACCCUUGGCGGAGAGGAGUGUUUGUUUUGGCUUCACGUUCUGUGUGCAUUCCAUAUGGGUCAAAGGUUUCAGCCUCAAACUGCAUUUUUGAAGGAUUCCGAUAAAUCUCAUGUGGAAGACAAGCCUGAAAACUCGGGUAACCCAAGAGAUGAAAGUUCUGCUUCAAAGACGAUAUAUGUUAGAAACUUGACAUACCGUGUGGAACGGACUGAUUUGGAAAAUCUUUUCAAAGAUUGUGGAGAAAUUGUUGAUGUUCGUCUCUGUGAAGGGAGGUUUAAAGGCUUAGGACAUGUUGAGUUUGCAACAGCAGAAGCUGCACAUAAAGCUCUUGAGCUGGAUAAUGCAGAAUUGUGUAGACGUACCAUCAGAGUUGGUAUAGCUCGGGAAAAGGUUGAAUAUGUUCCUAAUAGAAGCAACUUGAGCAGCUCUGUCCAAACGAGUGAAAGAUUUCAGCCUCUAACUGCAUUUUUUAAGGGUUGUGGUACAUCUGUUGUGGAACAUCAGCCUGAAACCCUAGCAAACCCAAGAGAAAAAAAUGCUGCUUCAAAGACUAUAUAUGUUACCAACUUGACAUAUGGUGUGGAACGAGCUGAUAUGGAAAAUCUUUUCAAAGAUUGUGGAGAUAUUGUUGACGUUCGGCUUCAUAAAGCUUACCAAGGGGGGUUUAAAGACUUUGCACAUGUGGAGUUUUCAACAUCAGAAGCAGCACAAAAAGCUCUUGAGUUGGAUAAUACAGAGUUGUUGAGACGUCCCAUCAAAGUUUGUAUAGCUGAGGAAAAAGGUGAAUAUGCCCCCAAUCGAAGAAACUUGAGCUGCCCAUUCGAUAAGGAUGCGAGAUUUCAGCCUCAAUCUGCAUUGAUAAAGGGUUGUCGUACAUCCCUUUUGGAAGACAAGCUUGAAACCCCUGGUAACCCGAAGGUAGAAAAUGCUGCAUCAAAAACAAUAUUUAUUGGAAACUUGUCAUACAGUGUGGAACGGGCUGAUGUGGAAAAUCUGUUCAAGGGUUGUGGUGAAAUAGUUGAUGUUCGUCUCUAUAGAAAUCAUGAAGGGAGGUUAAAAGGUUUUGGGCAUGUUGAUUUUUUGACAGAAGAAGCGGCACUAAAAGCUCUUAAGUUGCAUAAGACAGAAAUGUUGAAACGCCCUAUUGUAGUUGAAAUUGCUCAGAAAAAGGAUGAAUAUAUCCUCUAUAGAAGGAACUUGAGCAACUCAGUUCAGAAGAGUGAAGGAAUUCUGUCUUUAACUGUAUUUGAGAACUGUUUUGAUACAUCCCUUGCCGAAGAGAAGCCUGUGAAAGACUCAAAGAAUUUCGAGGACCGUGAGGAAGAAACGGAGAGAAAUGCCUCCAACACUCCUCUUAAGAGCCCUAAAAGCUCUGCUACUCUUAAACAAAAAUUUGCGGCAUCAAAGACAAUAUAUGUUAAAAACAUUCCAUACCAUGUGGAACGCGCUGAUGUGGAAAAUCAUUUCAAAGAUUGUGGAGAAGUUGUUGAUGUUCGACUCCAUACAGAUCGCGAGGGGAGGUCUAUAGGUUCUGGACAUAUUGAGUUUGCAACAGCAGAAGCAUCACAAAAAGCUCUUCAGUUGGAUAAUACAGAGUUGUUGAAACGACGCAUCAAAAUAGAUAUAGCUCACGAAAAGGGUGAAUAUACCUCUGAUAGAAGAAGUUUUAGCAACUUGAGCAGCUUAUUCCAUAAAGAUGAAAGAUCACGCUCUCAAACUGUAUUUGUGAAGGGUUUUGACACAUCCAUUGCACAAGAGAUGUUGAAAGCUAGCCUUGAAGAACAUUUCAGUUCUUGUGGAGAGAUUACAAGCAUAUCAGUUCCAAAAUUUUGGGAUUCUGGUGUACUUAAGGGGUUUGCUUACUUGGACUUCAAGGAUGUUGAUGGCUUCAAGAAAGCUCUUCAACUCGAUCAAACUGAGCUUGGAGGUUAUCCCUUGUUAGUUGAAAAAGCAAAGCCUCGACUUCAUAAUCAGGGUACAUAUAGUGCCAGGGGUGAUGGUGGCUAUCAUUUUGGUGGAAGGGAUGGAGGUGGCCAUGACAGUGGAGUGGGUUGGGGGAAUAGUUGUGGCGGUUGGAGGCGUUGAACAUCAAAUAUACUAAGCACUCAAAAAUGCACAGCAUGCAGUAUCUUCUUUCAAAUAUUAUAGAUGUACCGUCGGGUGUGAUCCAAUUCUCUGAUUGAGGAAUCAUGAUGUACGUAGCAACUUACUUCUGUAGCUGUUGCAUCUUCUCCCUUUCAAGUGCUGUCACUCUUUUGGAAAUUCGUUGCGUAAAUCAGAUAAACUGUAUUGGGCUUUGAACAUUAUUGUCAUCUAUCAUCUUAAUGUUUGUAUCUAUGGGACGUGUAUAAUGAGAGAUGUUAUUUAUGAGAAUCAGAUGAGCAAGUGAUGAUCAUAUAGGAGUGAUUGAGACAAAAAUUAUAUAAUUAUCACGUGAGUGUUUAAGUUAUGAUCGAGGUUAAAAAUUUGAGUUAAAAAAAAAAGAUUAAAAUUUAUUUAUUUGUCACAUGAACUUAAGUCUUUUAUCUACUUCAAGACGUUGCAUAACU
Molecule: messenger RNA, 4113 nt
Organism: Lotus japonicus
Lineage: Eukaryota; Viridiplantae; Streptophyta; Magnoliopsida; Fabales; Fabaceae
Product: nucleolin 2-like
Exons: 35
Coding region: 188-3649 (1153 amino acids)
Molecular function (GO): RNA binding
Source: RefSeq, a predicted model, not a curated record